AAAUCCUUGUGAAUUAAUUAAUCAUCAAAACUAUGUAAAUUUUUAGGCUAAUACGAGAGUAACAAUAAUUAGCCCAUUGAUGAAAUCAUAAUUAAAACUGAUUAAUUGUUGUUUCAUUGAUUAAUCAGAAUGAAAAGAGAUUCUUUCAGUUUAAACUCUCAGAUUCAAGAUGAAAUUUAAAUUGUAUUUUAUUUUAAUUAUUGUUACUCUAGUUGAGUUAAAUUAUGCAAAUUAUGAGAAACCAAUUUACCUGAGUGAUUAUCAACAAAUUAAUUCAGUUCUUUGUGUCAGUGUAGCUUAUUUAAUCCCAAGGUAUAAGUAUUCGGAUCUUGGUUCUUUGUUAAUUGUUUCACGACAAUUGGACUCGACUGGACAAUUAGUUGAAAACUUGAUCAAAGAAAUCAAGUUGGAACGAGAAUCAGCUCUUAAUUGGAAUAUUUUUUCAAGAACAAUUUACUUUGAUCGAUCAGGUAUUUAUCGAAUUGCCGUUAAACAAAAACAACCGGAGGAUAUUCAAGAGAUCGUCGUGUCAUUAGAGGUCACAUUACGCAAGAAAAAGUGUCACAAUGAAUCACCUUAUGAGCAAAUAACUGACCAAACAACAACAAUUACCUCACAAGUUGACCAAUCAACCAGAUCUUAUACAACCAAUACACCGAUCGAUUUGAUUAGCACAUUUAGCUCUUUGACAUCAACAAUCGACGGGCUUAGUGCUCAUUUAGCAACAGUCGAACCACAAGUUGAUCAAUCAACCAAAUCUUGUACAUCUAACUCACCAGUCGAAACUAUUACUACUUCAAAUGACCUAACAGCGACAAGCAACUUCCCUGAUACUCAUAUAACACAAUCACUUGACUCAUCUGUAGUGACAGAAUCACUAGAAAUAAGUACAAUCGAAACUUUGACCUCAACUUUAACACUGACCACCUCUAACUCAGACAUUAUUUUGACCUCUACGAGUUACAAUCCAACCGCUAGUCAAACCAAUGAUCCUUUGAUUUUACCAUCGACAACAAUUAAAUUAACCACACCAGAGUAUCUCGAGCCAACAACUAUCGAUGAUCAGACAACUCACUCCAAUUAUGAUGAUAAAGUGACCAAAUCUUAUACAGUUAACCCGCCGGUCAAACCGAUUACCACACUAAAUCCAAUUGAAUUGGAGACUGAAUUUACUUCAACAACUCAUGAUCAUAAAUCUCAUGUAACACAAUCAAUUGAAUCAACCACAGAAUCAGAAAAAAUGAUGACCGAGAUGUUGACAACCUCCAAGUCGGACAUUAGUUUCACCACAACCUCAGAGUAUUUUAAAUCGACAGUAAUUGAUGACGAAACCACACAAUUAACAGAAAGAACAACAUCCAAUCACAAUCAAGAAAUCACAUCAACAACAAUUACAAAUGAAUCAACAACGAUAACAUUUAACAAUUCAACACAAAAUUUACCAAAUGGAUCAACUUAUUCAAUUCUAACGACAGAGUCAAUGAAAAUCAGUACAACCGGAACUCCAACCAAAACAGUGCCCACCUUUGAGUCAAGUACAAUGUUAUCAACGACACCAGAAUCACAAUUAGACAUUGAUUAUAAAACUAGUACAAUCUUAUCCGCUACUGAUGGUCAACCGCAAUUAACAACAACUGAUUCGGAUGAUUAUCAAUCAACAGCUUUCGUUUUAACUGAUAGACCAGUAACCGAAUCAAUUCAAAUUGGGACAUCACCAACAGCUUUACAAACUCAGGCUGAGCAACAAUUAACGACGACCCUUGAGCCUGAAACUGAAGUCACAAAUGAACCACAAUUAACAACAACAAUCAAACCAGAAAUCGAGACAACAACAGAGCCAAUCAUUUACUCAACAACAAUUAAUUUUGAAACUUCAACAACUUUUCAAACUCAGACUGAACCACAAUUAACCACAACAACUACACCUGAAACUGAAACAAUGACGGAGCCAAUGAUUUAUACAACUACAGAACAAUUAACAACGACUCAUCAAGAUGAACCUGAAACUACAACACAAUUAAUCACAUCGACAACAAUCAGUGAGGUUACAACUGAAUCAAUAAUUGAUACAACCACUCAACAAACCAUUGAUACAACAGCCCAACCGACUCAAACUGAGCCACAAUUAACCACAACAAUCAAGACUGAAACCGAAGCAACAACAGCAGACCCACAAUUAACAACGACAAUCAAACCAGAAAUUAAGACAACGACAAUAACCGAGCAAUCAACGACUCAGCAACCCGAUGAACCACUGACACAAUUAAUCACAACAAUCAAACCCGAAAUUGAAACAACAACCCAAUCAACUAAAACAGCAACAGAGUCAAUGAUUUAUACAAUUAAUUUUGAAGCAACAACAAACACUCAAACUCAUACUGAACCACAAUUAACCACAGCAAUUAGGCCUACAGAUUUGAAAUCAACGACUUCAAUUGAGCCAUUAAUUUAUAUAUCUACAGGCCAAUCAGCUUUUCGCCAACCUGAUGAAAUCACAACAAUUUCAAUCACUACAAACGCAACAGAAUCAACCACAGCAAUCAAACCAGAAAUCGUGACAACCACAGAGCAAUUAAUUAAUCAACCACCUGAAAAUCCAGAGACUGCAACACAAUUAAUCACAGCAUCUUCAUCAAUUUUUGCUAAUUUUCAUAUUAAUUUAACUUUUUUUGGACUUAAAAUUGCUUCUAUUUUAUCAGAUCGUCGUUACUCAUCUUUUCUAGUGAUUUGUAUCGCACUUGGAUUAGGACUUUCACUUUUAAUCAGUGGACUUACAAUACGAUCAAUUCAGAGGAGGAAACAACGUAAACUAAUUGCUCAACGUAACUUUGAUAUUCUUUAUCAAGAUUUCGUGACAAUUAACGAGAAAAAUAAACGCGAAUGGAUUGUCAUGUCAUCGUUAAAUUGAUCAGAAUCUCUGUAAUAUUUAAUUAAGUAAUUAACAAUAACACCAAUUCAACUCGCAAACAAUUAAAUCAAAUUAACUUUUUAGUUUGAAUCGACCAAAUUAUCUAAAUAAAGUUUACAUUCUUAAUAA
Messenger RNA from Panonychus citri (citrus red mite), 3037 nucleotides. RefSeq names its product mucin-5AC-like. The transcript is spliced from 2 exons. The coding region runs from base 170 to 2908 and encodes 912 amino acids. NCBI's taxonomy places the organism in Eukaryota, Metazoa, Arthropoda, Arachnida, Trombidiformes, Tetranychidae. The record is from RefSeq and is a predicted model, not a curated record.